Molecule: messenger RNA, 1352 nt
Organism: Cuscuta campestris
Lineage: Eukaryota; Viridiplantae; Streptophyta; Magnoliopsida; Solanales; Convolvulaceae
Source: the annotation of a GenBank genome assembly
CCGGAUGCGCUUGUCCCAAAGGGGAAUUUGAACGAACCGGUUUGUCAAGCGUCUGUCCGGGAAGCAACGCUCUGUUUUCCUUUCUUCACAAUUAGGGAUCCCCGGAUCAAACCCUAAUUGCGCUCCCGGAGAGAACUGCAGGAGGGAAUUCCGUGAUCGACGCGGAGACUACAAGGAAUUGUUGCUGAAACCGGAAGAGACGCCUAGAUCUGCUUUUGAAAGUUUUAGGCACAAACUCUGACAAAUGGCAUAUGACACAUCUAGCUUUUGGGGCCCUGUGACAUCGACCAAAGAGUGGUGUGAGCCAAAUUAUGUUUACUCUUCCUAUAUUGCAGAGUUUUUCAACACCAUUUCAAAUGUACCAUGCAUUCUCCUGGCCUUCAUUGGUCUUGUUAAUGCAUUGAGACAAGGGUUUGAGAAAAGGUUCAGUGUCCUCCACAUAUCAAAUAUGAUACUUGCAAUAGGGAGCAUGCUUUAUCAUGCCACAUUGCAGCAAAUGCAACAACAAGGUGACGAGACACCAAUGGUAUGGGAAAUGCUUCUAUAUAUUUAUAUCCUCUACUCACCAGACUGGCAUUACCGGAGUACAAUGCCCAUAUUUUUGUUCCUCUAUGGUGCUGUGUUUGCCGUCGCUCAUUCACAGGUUCGGUUUGCAAUUGGGUUUAAGGUCCACUACGCAUUACUCUGCCUCCUUUGCAUCCCCCGUAUGUACAAAUAUUACAUUUAUACUGAAGACAGAUCUGCAAAGCGCCUCGCCAAGUUAUACCUGGCCACUCUAUUGGUUGGUUGCUUGUGCUGGUUAUUCGACCGGGUGCUUUGCAAGGACAUUUCAAGGUGGAUCCUCAACCCACAGGGACAUGCAUUGUGGCAUGUGCUUAUGGGUUUUAACUCCUACUUUGCAAAUGCGUUCUUAAUGUAUUGCCGUGCCCAGCAAAGGGGAUGGAAUCCAACAGUUAAUCACUUGAUAGGCUUCUUCCCGUACGUGAAAAUUCAAAAGCCAAAGUUGCAAUAGUGCUUCAUCAUCUUCUUCUUCUUUGGGCUAAGCUUCGGUCCGUCUGCUCCCCCUAUAGGUGUUGUAAGGAAUGUGAGCAAUCAGCACGCAGUUGUGAUUCUUUGUUCUAUUUGCACAUUUUUAAAGAGUGUACUGUAAAUGAAAAUUCUGGCAGUUUCUAAUAGCAUAUUACAUUUUUAUUUUUAUUUAUUUUUGUUUCAUCUACUGUAGAAGUAUCAUCCUCCUGGCUGUGAACUAAAUCUCAAUGCCACAGACUAACCUGCAUUUGGAGGUUUUUGUUUUGUUCUGGUUGAAUUUUUUUUGGAAUUGAUGAUCUGAUUAAUGAAGUUAUGGUUUAGCU